CUGUCCUCUCUUUAGACAUCGUCAUGGAAACUCUGAAACUGUCCAUCGUGGCCCUGUGUCUGCUGGAGGUUUUGGGUUCAACCACCGCCAAAGUUGAGGAGGAGAACCCAGAGUUCUGGAGGGUCCAGGGUGCCAAGGCUUUGCAGGCGGCGCUGAACAGGAAAUUGAACACCAAUGUGGCCAAAAACAUCAUGCUCUUCCUGGGUGACGGUAUGGGCAUUACCACCAUCACAGCAGCUCGAAUCCUCAAGGGCCAGAUGCACAACCAGUCUGGAGAGGAGACAGUGAUGACCAUGGACACUUUCCCCCAUGCGGGCCUCCUCAAGACGUACAGUGUUGACUUCCAGAUCCCUGACAGUUCAUCCACAGCCACAGCCUACCUCUGUGGUGUUAAGACCAACCUGAACACGGUCGGGGUGAACGCUGCUGCACGCAACGGAAUCUGCAAGACCCAGAAGGGCAACGAGGUCACCUCCAUUCUCAAGUGGGCCAAAGAUGCUGGUAAAUCCGUUGGCAUCGUCACGACAACGCGGGUCCAGCAUGCCACUCCUGCCGCAACCUAUGCCCACAGUGCCAGCAGGAAGUGGUACAGCGAUGCAGACGUGCCCGCCUCCGCCAAGAAAGAAGGAUGCACAGACAUCGCCUCUCAGCUCCUCAACAACACUGACAUUGAUGUGAUCAUCGGCGGGGGGAGGAAGUACAUGACCCCUAAGGGCACCUGGGACCCAGAGUACCCCCGAGACAUGGCCUCCAGUGGCAAGAGACAGGACGGACGCCACCUCAUCUCUGAGUGGCAGAAGAUGAAAGUCGGAAAGGUGGCUCGUUACGUGUGGAACAGGACUGACUUUGACGCUGUGGACCCUGACACCACUGACUACCUUAUGGCCCUGUUUGAGCCUGGUGACCUGCGCUUCGACGUGGAGAGAGACCCCACCAUGGACCCGUCCAUCGCUGAGACCACAGAAAAGGCCAUCCGCAUCCUCAGCAAAAACCCCAAGGGAUUCUUCCUCCUGGUUGAAGGUGGGCGUAUCGACCAGGGCCACCAUGCCAGCAGAGCCUCCAUGGCGUUGCACGAGACGGUUGCCUUUGACAACGCUGUCGCCAAGGGCCUGGAGCUGACCAAUGAGGAGGAGACUCUCACCCUGGUGACAGCUGACCACUCCCACGCCUUCACCUUCAACGGAUACCCCUUCAGAGGGCAAAGCAUUCUGGGGAAAUCUCCUCUGUAUGGGAAGGAUAUGCUGCCUUACACAACCCUGAUGUACGGAAACGGCCCUGGAUACAAAGUCGUAGACAACAAGCGUCCUGACAUCCGUAAAGUGGACACAAAGUCGAAGGACUACGUGCAGCUGUCUGCGGUGCCCCUGGACACUGAGACCCAUGGUGGGGAGGAUGUGGCGGUGCUGGCCCGCGGCCCCAUGGCCCACCUCUUCCAUGGGGUCCAGGAGCAGAGUUACCUUGCCCACGCCAUGGCCUACGCUGGCUGUGUGGGACGGGACCUCAGGCACUGUGAAGGUAGACCUCAACACACCAACACCAAGAGGAUCCUUGUCACUACUACUGAUGAUGAUAGGAACAGUGCACCAUCCCAGGUAUCCUCCAUCUCUCUGGUCACUGCCCUACUGGCUGCCCUGCUGCACUGAGAGACUGGUGGAGAAGAGGGAGGGAGGGAGAGAAAGCGAGAAUGAAAGAGAUCCAUCUGUUUUGCUACUCCUCUUAAACAAAGAAAUGUGCUCUGCACCAAAAUGAUUUUGUCAAAUUAUGUAAAUUAUGAGAAUACUCUAAUUUGUAUAUGUUUAUAUUUAAAUAAAUUAUAUAUUUGCUGCUAAUGAAAAGUAUAUGGACUAGAAGAUGAGCAUUCUGCCAACUUUGUCUUCAUUUCAGCUCUGAGUCAAUAAUAACACAUUGGUUAGUCAGAGAAAAGUGCUGUAGGCCUAUUUAGUGGUGUGAGGAAACCAUAGAAGGAUUAGGAUUGGGGAAUGACUAGUUCCCUCCUGGCGGCCAAAGCCGUUUGAUCUCCUAUUCUAAUUUCUACGUCGCUAAUUGAGGGUCGAGGGCGGCAAGUGUUUGAUGACAUUACUACAGCAGGUCAUUAAUAAUGCACAAUAUUUUAAGAUCCCAUAUUUCUGUCCCAUAAUGACAGAUUGUUGUAAUUAUUGUGUACAGCUGUUGCAGAGUUGAGCUAUUACGAGUGACAUGACCCUCUAAUUUUUAAAGCAUCAGGUCAUCGUUCCCUUUCUAGACACCCUUCCAACUACUGUCAUUGUAUUUAUGUGUAAUUGUAUAAUCCACCAUCCGCGUAGGCUACUUGUCGAGCAAAUAAGAGGACCACAAUGGAAAUAAAUCUGUAGACUACU
This is a messenger RNA of Coregonus clupeaformis (lake whitefish), 2357 nucleotides long. It is a transcript of the gene alp3, whose product is annotated as alkaline phosphatase 3. The record is from RefSeq and is a predicted model, not a curated record. Gene Ontology annotation, molecular function: alkaline phosphatase activity. The transcript has 11 exons. Bases 24 to 1643 code for a protein of 539 amino acids. Gene Ontology annotation, biological process: dephosphorylation. Gene Ontology annotation, cellular component: plasma membrane. Lineage: Eukaryota; Metazoa; Chordata; Actinopteri; Salmoniformes; Salmonidae.